Molecule: messenger RNA, 1741 nt
Organism: Capsella rubella
Lineage: Eukaryota; Viridiplantae; Streptophyta; Magnoliopsida; Brassicales; Brassicaceae
Product: mitochondrial adenine nucleotide transporter ADNT1
Exons: 8
Coding region: 274-1341 (355 amino acids)
Biological process (GO): transmembrane transport
Source: RefSeq, a predicted model, not a curated record
AGGUUGUGUCUUUUGGCUUUUAUCAUCGCCGCCGGGACACUAAAGAGAGAGAGAGAGAAAGGGGUUAGAUUUGUGCUUUGAUCUCUCUUCUCGAUUCACUCUAAAAUCGGAGAUUUCUGUUAGGGUUUUGGUCGUCGUUGAGAGAUCGAAGAUUUUGUGUUUUUAGAAAACAUUUCAAGAAAUCUUUUAGGGAUCGUAAUCGUAUCGGUGUGCCUAUUUGCACUGGUUGGCGAUUUACCAGUGAGUACAGAGUGGGUUGGUUGAUUUUAUCAGAUGGCAUCAGAGGAUGUGAAAAGGACUGAAUCUGCAGCUGUUUCUACGAUCGUUAAUCUGGCGGAGGAAGCGAAGUUAGCGAGGGAAGGAGUCAAAGCUCCCAGUUAUGCUGUUCUCAGCAUCUGCAAGUCUCUUUUCGCCGGUGGCGUUGCUGGUGGAGUGUCACGAACUGCAGUUGCACCUCUGGAAAGGAUGAAGAUAUUACUUCAGGUCCAAAAUCCGCAUAAUAUAAAGUACAGUGGGACAGUCCAAGGGCUGAAGUAUAUUUGGAGAACUGAGGGCCUUCGUGGACUGUUCAAAGGGAAUGGCACCAACUGUGCUCGUAUCGUCCCAAAUUCGGCUGUGAAAUUUUUCAGCUAUGAGCAAGCUUCAAAGGGAAUACUGUACAUGUAUCGACAGCAGACGGGAAAUGAAAAUGCCCAACUCACUCCUGUUUUACGGCUUGGAGCUGGUGCAACUGCUGGAAUCAUAGCCAUGUCUGCAACAUAUCCGAUGGAUAUGGUUCGUGGGAGGCUUACUGUACAGACUGCAAAUUCUCCUUAUCAAUAUAGAGGAAUUGCCCAUGCUUUGUCAACUGUCCUGCGAGAGGAAGGUCCACGAGCCUUGUACCGUGGUUGGCUUCCUUCAGUGAUUGGAGUUGUUCCAUAUGUGGGUUUGAACUUUGCGGUCUAUGAGUCUCUAAAGGACUGGCUAGUUAAAGACAACCCUUUUGGUCUAGUAGAAAACAAUGAGCUGACGAUUGUAACGAGGCUCACUUGUGGUGCAGUAGCUGGAACAGUUGGUCAAACAAUUGCUUAUCCGCUGGACGUGAUCCGUAGGAGAAUGCAAAUGGUUGGGUGGAAAGAUGCUUCCUCUGUUGUGACAGGCGAAGGGAGAAGCAAGGCUUCGCUUGAAUACACUGGUAUGGUCGAUGCAUUUAGAAAAACAGUUCGUCAUGAAGGCUUUGGAGCAUUGUACAAGGGUUUGGUCCCCAACUCAGUGAAGGUUGUACCGUCGAUUGCGAUAGCGUUUGUGACAUACGAGAUGGUGAAAGAUGUUUUAGGUGUGGAGUUUAGGAUAUCAGACUGAGUAAUCUGAUAUGUUUUGUCGACAUAAAGCAUACUUCUAUUUUUGUAGCCAGAGGAGACAGAAGAGAAGUUCAAAAAUUUAGGGGCUUUAUUUAUCUCCUUUCAACAUCCGGUGGGAAGGAUAAAGGCUAUAGGGGCUUAGCCAAAACUCUUUUUUUUUUUUUUCUUUUAAUUUCUUCUUAUAGAUUGGGUUUAUGCUUCUGUGCUGAAUCAAAUAAGUCAGUGGCCAACUACAUUUGGUACUCUGCAGUUUGUGCUACAAAACAUGUUUGGGCUGGUCGUUUGGCAUUCAAUUAUUCACUAUUUGUUAUGACUCUUAUUGGUUACUUGCCGUUUAGUUGAAUAAUUCUGCUGUACUUCGUAUUGUAUUAAUAACACAACACAUACGGGCUUGUUUGUGA